Messenger RNA from Coffea eugenioides, 882 nucleotides. RefSeq names its product GEM-like protein 4. The record is from RefSeq and is a predicted model, not a curated record. NCBI's taxonomy places the organism in Eukaryota, Viridiplantae, Streptophyta, Magnoliopsida, Gentianales, Rubiaceae. Bases 55 to 738 code for a protein of 227 amino acids. The transcript has 4 exons.
UGGUUACAGAAGUUCAUUGAAGUGUACAGUGAAGUACUAGAUAAAGAUAGAACCAUGAAGAACCAUCUUUCUGAUCAAGUGAUCCAUAUUUCAAGAAGCUCAGUUGCAUAUUUACUUGGUCAAUCCACCAAAAGUAUAUUGCCCAAUAGCCUUUCGGAUGAAUAUCCCAAAGUUGAACAAGGUGAUCCAGAGUUAUUGAUCAGCAGCAAAUAUAGAUUCAGCGUAAAAUUGGACAAUUUUGCAAAAAGCAUCCGAGAGCAUGUUAGAUUGGCUCCAAAGUUAACAGAGACAGUCAAGGGGAAAUUGAGCCUGGGGAAAAGAAUUCUUCAAGUAGGUGGUGUGGAGAAGGUCUUCAAGCAGCUUUUCAGUGUUACAGACUGUGAGAAAUUGUUGAAGGCUUCUCAGUGCUAUUUAUCAACAACAUCCGGUCCAAUUGCAGGGCUACUUUUUAUUUCUACUGGUAAAGUUGCUUUCUGCAGUGAAAGAUCAAUUAAAAUUUUUUCUCCAACUGGAAAGCAAAUCAGAAUCUACUACAAGGUUUCAAUCCCAUUGAGAAAGAUAAAGAGAGCAAGUACAAGUCAGAAUUUGAAAAAACCAUCACAGAAGUAUAUAGAAGUAGUUACAGAGGAUAGUUUUGAGUUCUGGUUUAUGGGAUUCUUAAAUCAUCAAAAGACCUUAAAGUUCCUUCAGCAAAUGAUGAUAUCUCAAGGCUCAAGCUUAUUAACUGACAAAAGCUAGUGAAGAAUUACCAAGUCUUCUUGAUCCCCUCUCUUGAGAUGUAUACAUUGUAAAUGGUGUUAGGAAGAAAAGAAUUUUUGGGGGAGAUAUCUCUUGUAUUUCACACACUUAACUACAAUGAUAUAUAGCCUAUUUAUAGGUUUA